AUGGCACCAGAUAAUUUUCUCAGUAAAACAGUAGCACUGACCGAAAACAAUUGCUCCCCAACACAAGUCCUGUCAUCCAUUUCCCACCCCUACUCCCACACCCUUACUCCCACACCUACUACCACACCCCUACUCCCACACCCCUACUCCCACACCUCUACUCCGACACCUACUACCACACCCCUACUCCCACACCCCUACUCCCACACCCCUACUCCCGCCCCCUGCUCCCACACCCCUACUCCCGCCCCUACUCCCGCCUCUACUCCCGCCCCUACUCCCGCCCCUGCUCCCACCCCAACUCCCGCCCCUACUUCCACCCCUACUCCCACCCCUACUCCCACACCCCUACUCCCACCCCUUCUCCCACCCCUCACCCCAUCCCUUCUCCCACCCCGCACCUUCUCCCACCCCGCACCCCUACUCCCGCCCCCCUACUCCUGCCCUACUCCCGCCCCUACUCCCGCCCCUACUACCACACCCCUACUCCCACACCCCUACUCCCACCCCUACUCCCGCCCCCUACUCCCACACCCCUACUCCCGCCCCUACUCCCGCCUCUACUCCCACCCCUACUCCCGCCCCUACUCCCGCCCCUACUCCCGCCCCUACUCCCGCCCCUACUCCCGCCCCUACUCCCACCCCUCACCCCACCCCUUCUCCCACCCCGCACCCCUACUCCCACCCCUACUCCCACCCCUACUCCCACACCCCUACUCCCACACCCCUACUCCCACACCCCUACUCCCACCCCUUCUCCCACCCCUCACCCCACCCCUUCUCCCACCCCGCACCUUCUCCCACCCCGCACCUUCUCCCACCCCGCACCCCUACUCCCGCCCCUACUCCCACAACCCUACUCCCACCCCUACUCCCACACCCCUACUCCCACCCCUACACCCACAUCCCUACUCCCACACCCCUACUCCCACCCCUGUCUCCCCAAGAAUAUGGUGGCUCCCUGAUAUCUUCACUCCUGCAGGCAGUAAAUGGCAUCCCCAGUUUGAGUGGGAUGAUGGCAUGGAGUAG
This is a messenger RNA of Haliotis rufescens (red abalone), 1029 nucleotides long. RefSeq names its product extensin-like. The coding region runs from base 1 to 1029 and encodes 342 amino acids. NCBI's taxonomy places the organism in Eukaryota, Metazoa, Mollusca, Gastropoda, Lepetellida, Haliotidae. The transcript is spliced from 2 exons. The record is from RefSeq and is a predicted model, not a curated record.